UGCCUCUCUUAGAGUGGUGAAAAAGGCAGCGAUUCCCCGUGCUUGCAGAGACAAGUGGGGGACGGAAAGCGGCGUUUCAAUUUUUCUGUCCCCAGGUUAAGUGACAGUUCUCCCUUUCCACUAUGGGCAAGAAGGGCAAAGUCGGGAAGAGCCGGCGGGACAAGUUCUAUCACUUGGCGAAGGAGACCGGUUACCGCUCCCGCUCUGCUUUCAAGCUGAUCCAGUUGAAUCGCCGUUUUCAGUUCCUGCAGAAAGCACGAGCCUUGCUGGACCUGUGUGCUGCGCCCGGGGGAUGGCUGCAGGUGGCUGCUAAGUUUAUGCCUGUAUCCAGCCUUAUUGUGGGAGUGGAUCUGGUUCCAAUCAAGCCUCUUCCCAAUGUGGUGACACUCCAGGAGGACAUCACAACAGAACGCUGUAGGCAGGCCCUGAGAAAGGAACUGAAGACCUGGAAAGUUGAUGUUGUGCUCAACGAUGGGGCCCCCAAUGUUGGGGCUAGCUGGGUCCAUGAUGCUUACUCACAAGCCCAUUUGACACUGAUGGCUCUACGUUUGGCUUGUGAUUUUCUGGCCCGUGGUGGCUGCUUCAUCACAAAGGUUUUUCGUUCCCGUGACUAUCAGCCCCUACUGUGGAUCUUCCAGCAGCUCUUUCACCGUGUCCAGGCCACUAAGCCCCAAGCCUCUCGCCAUGAAUCUGCGGAGAUCUUUGUAGUUUGCCAGGGAUUCCUGGCUCCUGACAAGAUUGACAGUAAGUUCUUUGAUCCCAAAUUUGCCUUCAAGGAGAUUGAAGUUCAGGCCAAGACUGUUACUGAAUUGGUGACUAAGAAAAAGCCAAAGGCUGAAGGCUAUGCUGAGGGUGAUCUCACGCUCUAUCACCGUGCUUCAGUCACUGACUUCCUCCGAGCUGCCAACCCUGUUGAUUUCCUCUCCAAAGCCAGCGAAAUCUCCCUGGAUGAUGAAGAGUUGGCACAGCAUCCAGCUACCACUGAGGAUAUCCGGGCAUGCUGUCAGGAUAUCAAAGUGCUAGGGCGCAAGGAGCUUAGGUCCCUACUGAACUGGAGAACAAAGCUCCGGCGAUAUGUGGCCAAGAAGCUGAAAGAGCAAGCAAAGGCACUGGACAUCAGCCUCAGUUCAGGAGAGGAAGAGGAGGAGGAGGGUGAAGAGUCUGAGGCCGGUACUGGGAGGCAGCCCUCUAAAGAGGAGGAGGAGGAGGAACAAUUAAAUCGGACCCUGGCAGAGAUGAAGGCCCAGGAGGUAGCAGAAUUAAAGAGGAAGAAAAAGAAGCUGCUGCGUGAGCAGAGGAAACAGCGGGAACGUGUGGAGCUGAAGAUGGAUCUUCCUGGGGUGUCUAUAGCAGAUGAGGGGGAGACCGGCAUGUUCUCCCUGCGUACCAUCCGGGGUCACCAGUUGUUAGAGGAGGUAACGCAAGGGGAUAUGAGUGCUGCAGACACAUUUUUGUCGGAUCUGCCAAGAGAUGACAUCUAUGUAUCCGAUGUUGAAGAUGAUGACACAUCUUUGGAUAGCGACCUGGAUCCAGAGGAGCUGGCAGGAGUUGGAGGAUCACGGCAUCUAAAGGAUCAAAAGCGUGUACGAUUUGGUGAAGAUGAUGAUAAAGAGGAGGAGGAGGAAGAGAAUCCACUGCUGGUGCCACUGGAGGAAAAGACAGUACUGCAGGAAGAACAAGCCAGUCUGUGGUUCUCUAAGGAUGGCUUUAGUGGGAUUGAGGAUGAUGCUGAUGAGGCCCUGGAGAUCAGUCAGGCCCAGCUUUUGUAUGAGAGCCGUCGGAAGGGGCAACAGCAGCUGCCACCACCAUCUUCCAGUUUGAAGAGUGAGAAGAAAACCUCCCAGUGCCAGGAUGAGGACCCUAAGGGGGCAGAGGCUCCAGCAGAGGCCAAGACUGUCCCUAGGACUGGCAGGGAAGGAGAUGACAGCUCAGACAGUGAUGAUAGCAGCAGCAGUGAUGGAGAGCGUUGGGAACCAAAGCACGGGAAGAAGCGAAGCCAUGGUCUUAAGUCCGAUGAUGAUGGGUUUGAGAUUGUGCCUAUUGAAGACCCAGUGAAACAUCAGAUACUAGACCCUGAAGGCCUUGCCCUAGGUGCUAUCAUUGCCUCUUCCAAAAAGGCUAAGAGAGAUCUCAUAGACGACUCCUUCAGCAGGUAUACAUUUAACGAGGAGGAGGGGGAGCUUCCUGAGUGGUUUGUGCAGGAGGAAAAGCAGCACAGGAUUCGGCAACUGCCUAUUGACAAGAAGGACGUGGAACACUACCGCCGACGGUGGAGGGAGAUAAAUGCACGUCCCAUCAAGAAAGUAGCGGAGGCAAAGGCCAGAAAGAAACGGAGGAUGCUGAAGAAGCUGGAGCAAACCAAGAAGAAGGCAGAGGCUGUGGUGAAUACCGUGGACAUCUCUGAACGUGAGAAGGUGGCUCAGCUUCGGAGUCUCUAUAAGAAGGCUGGGCUCGGCAAGGAGAAACGCCAGGUCACCUAUGUAGUAGCCAAAAAAGGCGUGGGUCGCAAAGUGCGCAGGCCAGCUGGGGUCAGAGGUCAUUUCAAGGUGGUGGACUCAAGGAUGAAGAAGGACCAAAGAGCACAGCAAAGGAAAGAACAGAAGAAAAAACACAGACGGAAGUGAGCAGAGCCACCAAGGGCCUCUGAGGACAUGGAGGUGAGAUUCUGGCCUCCCACUACCAGCUACAGACUUGCUGGCAUCAGUCCGCUGGAAAGACAGGUGCAACGCUUAGAACGCUCCCAGAGGUCCUGAGUGGUAAGGGAAGAUGUUCUCCCGCCUGAAGCAAGGCCUCGGACAUCUGUUGGUGCUGUAACGGACCCCCCGAGCUCUUCCAUUAGGAUUGUGCAGUACUAAAACAGUCCAACCUUUUUGUAAGUCCUAAGGGGAAGGUCAGUGUUAGAGUGGCAUUCACUCUAUUACUGGGCAAGUGGGCCUCUUGGAGUCUUCCCUGCAGCCUCUUCUGUUAUCUGAAUAAAACCAGGGUAAUGUCUUUUCUGA
Messenger RNA from Nyctereutes procyonoides (raccoon dog), 2999 nucleotides. RefSeq names its product FtsJ RNA 2'-O-methyltransferase 3 (gene FTSJ3). NCBI's taxonomy places the organism in Eukaryota, Metazoa, Chordata, Mammalia, Carnivora, Canidae. Gene Ontology annotation, biological process: maturation of 5.8S rRNA from tricistronic rRNA transcript (SSU-rRNA, 5.8S rRNA, LSU-rRNA); maturation of LSU-rRNA from tricistronic rRNA transcript (SSU-rRNA, 5.8S rRNA, LSU-rRNA); rRNA methylation. Gene Ontology annotation, cellular component: preribosome, large subunit precursor; nucleus; nucleolus. Bases 123 to 2624 code for a protein of 833 amino acids. The record is from RefSeq and is a predicted model, not a curated record. Gene Ontology annotation, molecular function: rRNA (uridine-2'-O-ribose)-methyltransferase activity; rRNA (guanine) methyltransferase activity. The transcript is spliced from 20 exons.